This is a messenger RNA of Cotesia congregata, 450 nucleotides long. NCBI's taxonomy places the organism in Eukaryota, Metazoa, Arthropoda, Insecta, Hymenoptera, Braconidae. The record is from the annotation of a GenBank genome assembly.
AUGGACAGGAAGUCGGUAAAGGAGAGUGGGGAGGUGUCAGGUUGGAUCGGAAAGUCACAGAGGGAGACACAGGCUGAGUUUAAGGAGGGGGGAAGUGAAAAGGGAGGGGAAGCGAAGGGGGGAGCAGAGAAGAAGAGCUUAGAGAAAGAGAAUGUAGAGGAAAAAACAGAAGAGAAGGAGAAUGAGAGGAAAAAGGAUACAGAAGGAAAUGAGGAAGUAGAGGAGGAAGAAGUGAGUGAGGCAUCGAAAGGAAGAGGGAGGAGAACAACGGCUGAGGCGUGGAAAUUACAUAGGGCAAACAGCACAGGAGACCUAGGAGAUAUUAGAGACUGGGUUAAAGGAGAUGGAAAGAGAAGGGGAGGUGGCUUGAGUGAUUUGAGGGAAAAUAAAGUGAGACUCAUAGCUAAGACAGGAGAUAAGAAAAGAGAAGGAAUGGAGGCGAUGCGAUGA